AUGUCUUCCAACGGUGCAGUAAAAGACUCCAACGGAGCUCAAAGAAGUCGAUUGGAAUCGCGUUCUGACAAAGUAUAUAUCGGAGCAGGCAUUGCUGGUUUGACGCUGGCCCAGGCCCUACGUCGUCAUGGAAUUCCUUGUACAGUAUUUGAGCGCGAUGAGUCUGCGGAGGUACGCAAUCAGGGAUGGGGUGUUUCUAUACACUCGACCCUGACCACGUGGGAAGCGCAUAUUCUGCCAGAGGUAUAUGACGAUGUUUGUGAGGCACAGGUGAAUCCCGCUAUCGGCCGGGAGGAAGUCCGCGGGGUGCCGUGGAUCAAUGGUGCGACUGGCAAGGUUAAGCAGUCUGUUCCGAAGAGUAAGAGACUCAGGCUCAGACGAGAUGGAAUCCGGAAGGCUCUUAUGGAAGGUCUAGAUAUCAAGUGGGGGAAGCGCCUCAUAAACAUCGUCAAGGUUGAUGGUGGUGUCCGAGCUGAGUUCACAGAUGGCUCAACUAUUUUAGGAGACGCCCUUGUGGGUGCAGAUGGUUCGACUUCGAUUGUUCGCAAGUUCCUUGCACCGACAACCUACGGGUUGCACCGCCUUCCUAUCAAUGCUGUCGGAUGUGCCCUGGCUAUGAGUGAGGAAGACGUCAGCUACUUCAAAGACCACGUCGAUCCACUCUAUUUCAUGGGAACGCACCCAGAAACAGAUACCUUUGUCUUCUGGUCAUUGUUGGACACCCCCACAGCCUCCGGGCAACCCUAUCGUGCCCAAGUGUACUUCUCCUGGCUUGCAUCUGAUGCGGAUGAGGAGCUGUUGAAACAGCCCUUACUUGAUGUGUUCAAACAAAAGGGCAGACCAUUUUUCCCUCGUAUGCGGGAGAUGGUAGAGGCACUGCCUGAGGACACUGUUGUCACCAAGGUCAACCUGGUUGACUGGCCCCUUGUUGAGUGGAAUGACUGGAACGGUACCUGCACUUUAAUCGGUGACGCGGCCCAUUGUAUGGUUAUCUAUCGCGGCGAGGGAGUCAACCAUGCCAUUGUGGACGCCUGUCAACUGGCGGAUGCUAUCAAGUCAGCUAGCGAUGGACACGUGUCAUUUAGUGAUGCCAUCAGGGCUUAUGAGAAGCAGAUGCGUCCGCGUGCUAAAGAAGCUGUUGAAACUAGCAGACAAGCUGGACACGAUGCCCAUUGCUACGCCAAGGUUGAUAAGGAAGGGAGCUUUGCGCUUCUAGGUGAGAAACCAGUCUAA
Messenger RNA from Penicillium crustosum, 1233 nucleotides. Its product is annotated as FAD-dependent oxidoreductase. The transcript has 4 exons. Bases 1 to 1233 code for a protein of 410 amino acids. Gene Ontology annotation, molecular function: FAD binding. The record is from RefSeq and is a predicted model, not a curated record. NCBI's taxonomy places the organism in Eukaryota, Fungi, Ascomycota, Eurotiomycetes, Eurotiales, Aspergillaceae.